AGGAGGAGCCCUGUUGCCUGCCAGCAGCUGCUGCCCAGGUCUCAGGCCCCAGAGGGCUCCCCAUGCCCCUGAGGUACCUCAGCACUGACAGCAGGGGCCUGGGCAGCAGCCAGGGGCCCGAGAGUAACUUUGUGCCCUGCUGUGGGCAUCCUUCCUCCAAGGCAACGUCACCACAGGGGCAGAGGGGGCUACUUGGUGUCUCGGGGCUGCCCCUGUCCUCUGGUGACCAAAGGAAGGCAGGACUGGGAGGGAGAAAGAAUUCAUGAGGUCCCAGAUAAGCACGGUGCCUACGUACCCCAUGAUGUGGCCUUUCAGAGGACACCUGAGUCUGAAAAGUAGCAUUUUUUCUCCUGGAUCUUCCUGCAAGUUCUCCAGUCAGUACAUCAUUCAAGAUCACAUGGCUGCUCAUUACAAGAAACUGAUGUCUGCCAAAGCUGCUGUUGAUUCAUCUGCACCAAAGAGUUUGCAUACCAGUGUUAAAUACAAGGAUCAGCAGAAAAGAGACAAAUUGAUUCAAGCCCUUGAGAAAUAUGAGAAGGAUCUCGUACAUGGUCUUUGUGCCUCAUCAUCCAACUCCAGAAGUGUUUCUCCAGGCCAGCAGAAGGCAAGAUGGUCACUGUUGGAAAAUGGUCACCGAUAUUCAACAUCUGCUCAGAACAACUGUUCCAGGACAAAGGGACAGCAGCCUCCUUCUGUAUCUUUUCAGAAGCUCACAUCAAAAACCCUGUUGCCAGCUUCUACUGCAAAGAUGACUGCCCAAAAUACUGCUCAGCAUGCUUUGUCUCAGACUCCUGUUCAUGCCUCCAGCACAGACAGAUCAUCUGCUUUGCCACUCCAACAGCCUCACAUACCUUUAAGCAGUCGCAACAGGAGGAAGGCAUUUCAAAACCCUUUUAAUAAAACAUACUCUGGGGACCUCCUUGACAAACAUUCCGCUUACUUCACAGAAAAAAAGCUUUUUACCCCUCAAAUCUUAAAGACAUCACACCAAUCUUUUCUUCUAAAACACAGACACUAUAAUCCUCCUCCCUCAAAAAGGAGCUCAACUCCUGGCGAACGAUCCCUUAAAUCAGCAUAUGUCAGUAAUGAAAAGGAAACAGAGUUACACAGUUUUUUAGAAGAUGCACAUGUGAGACCACACUCCGAUAACUUCUCUCAGCAGCCAGUUGAGAACCAUGAAUUAUGGAUUCCUGAUUCUGAAAUGUCACUUUUUCCAGGACUGCAACUUGAAGAAAAAGGAGAAGAGUAUCUUCGUUUUCUUCAGGAUCUUACAAAUGAUAUUUUGACUAGAAGUUGUUACCACAACAAGGCAUUAGAAGAUGUAUUUCAGAUGCAUAUUAAAAGUAAGAGGCAUAACCUUGACGAGGUAAAACGGAGAAGAAUAGUUGAGACCCUCAAGAGAGAGCUGAACAUCACGGAUCGGCCAGGCCCAUCCAUCAGCUGCAACCACACACGGCGAAAGGACAGCAUCAUUCCAGCAGCGGGCCUUCAGCCUCCAGCUUUCGGUGUUUCAGACAGCAUUUGAAAUUAGUUAGGGCAUCCAGGUAGUUUAGAUAAACACCAAAUACAAUGUAAGCCUUGGGCAAACAGGAAAACAAGGAAGAGAUCCAGCUAAUGCAUCUGCUGGUGAUGUAGCACAGUCAGGUUACCGUGCUGAGAACAAUGCCAGAGAACCAAGGAGGGCAUUUUUACUGGGACUUCCACGAUCCAAAUGGAAAGCCAGAUGCAAGUGCCCUUUCAUUAGUUACUGACAGCUGACACCAACACUUCCUGUGCAAUCCUCUUCCUAGGAAGCCUGAUG
This is a messenger RNA of Oxyura jamaicensis (ruddy duck), 1801 nucleotides long. Its product is annotated as spermatogenesis-associated protein 7 homolog. The transcript is spliced from 11 exons. The record is from RefSeq and is a predicted model, not a curated record. Gene Ontology annotation, cellular component: rod photoreceptor outer segment; photoreceptor distal connecting cilium; axoneme. NCBI's taxonomy places the organism in Eukaryota, Metazoa, Chordata, Aves, Anseriformes, Anatidae. Gene Ontology annotation, biological process: protein localization to photoreceptor outer segment; protein localization to photoreceptor connecting cilium; microtubule cytoskeleton organization. Bases 263 to 1525 code for a protein of 420 amino acids.